CGCGCAACCCGAUGCGGGACACUCGGACCAGCGAGCGCCGCAGACAGCCUGGCCUUCCCACCAGGAAGUGGCCGCGCCUCGCCCGCUGCUGAUUGGCCGCGGCGGGGAGCCCGGCCGAGCCUCAGAGGUCCAGCCUGCUCCGGAACCCCGGAGCCCCGCCUUUCUCUCUGGGGAGGAGCCUUACUGUAGCCACGCCCCCAGGCCCUGCUUAAGGGGAGGCUAUGAAAGCGCAGUGGGUUUGCGCUGCCCAGGUGAGCAACGGGCAGUGGUGUGCUUGAAACCCUCUUGCCAGCCUGCUCGGGGGGCCCUGCUGGGGAGGAUUCGAACCAGCUUCGGAUAUAUUAGGAAGGUGUGAUUCCCAAAGUCAAUUAUGAAGACAUUUGUCAUUGGAAUUGGUGGCGUGACAAAUGGAGGGAAGACAACACUGGCGAAGAACUUGCAGAAACACCUUCCCAAUUGCAGCGUAAUAUCUCAGGACGACUUCUUCAAGCCAGAGUCUGAAAUAGACAUAGAUGAAAAUGGCUUUUUACAGUAUGAUGUGCUUGAAGCACUUAACAUGGAAAAAAUGAUGUCAGCCGUUUCCUGUUGGAUGGAAAACCCAGGAAGCUCUGCGGGCCCAGCUGCCUUGGAAAGUGCUCAAGGGGUUCCCAUUUUAAUUAUUGAAGGUUUCCUUCUCUUUAAUUAUAAGCCUCUGGAUGCCAUAUGGAACAGGAGCUACUUCCUGACCGUUCCAUAUGAAGAAUGUAAGAGGAGGAGGAGUACCAGAGUAUAUGAGCCCCCAGACCCUCCUGGGUACUUUGAUGGCCACGUGUGGCCCAUGUACCUAAAGCACAGACAAGAGAUGAACUCCAUCACCUGGGACAUUGUUUACCUGGAUGGAACAAGGUCUGAAGAGGACCUCUUCUCUCAGGUGUAUGAAGAUGUCAAGCAAGAACUAGAGAAGCAAAAUGGGUUGUGAUAACACCACACAGAUGGAGUGCAGUAAGUUCCCAGGAUGGAUUUGGAAACCUGAAGGGAUAUUCUGGAGGACAUUGACAGGGAUGUAAUAUGUCCUGCAGGACAGUGACAGCUCGUCUGUAUGUUCAUUUUUAUCCCACCUUUCCCAACAUCCAGAGCCAUGUGUGCCCAUGCCAUCGGACAGGAACCUCUCCUGAAAGCAAGAAUGGCUUGGUCGCACUCUGCAGGAGGCAGCACACAAUUCAUGCACAAAGGGUCAGUUUCUCUAUAGGAACAAAAGCCAAAAGCUCCUGACUCUUACCUAGCACAAGGAGACCAUUGCCGUCUAGGCUGACAGUGGGUGCUCUGCUGGAUAUGUUUCUGCAUUUGUGUAUAUAGUUGUGGGUCCAAGUUUGUAUGUAUAUAUAUGUAUGUAUUUAUGUAUACAUACACUCAAACACUACAAAAUGAACUUUGCAUAAUACACAGAAUGUUUUCUUCCAGUUUUCAUUUUGUUCGUAUUGAUUAUAAUAUAUAAUUUGAAAAAUGGUCUCAUAGCAAAAUGCACCCCCACACACACCUGCAAGCAGCAGCAUUACCCAAAGUCAGGGUUUCACGUUGACCAAGUCAGCCGUUUGCUGCAGAGCCUGGAGACUUCGUGCUUGUAGCUACCGAUUCUCUUGUAUGUGUUGAAUACUGUGUGUCUCUGUGAGAUUUUUUUUGUAUCCAUAAAAGUAUUUGGUAUGUUUUACUUGGUUUUCUGAAACUAACACUCCGAAACACAGAAUCAUAUAGUUUCUUCAAUCAUAUAUAAAAUCAGGGCCUUUCUUAGAAAUGCACAGGCAGGAGAUGUGAAUUUGAGAAUUUCUUAAUGCCUCUUUCAGUGUGAGAAUUAAAAUUAUGAAUACAUCUAGAGCAGUCCUAAUUCAAAUAUGAAGGUUGUUUAUUAGUAAUAAAAAUAAUUGCCCGUGAUCUUCUUAAUCCAUACAAAAAUAUAUUGUUACAUUGCCUCA
Messenger RNA from Mastomys coucha (southern multimammate mouse), 1949 nucleotides. It is a transcript of the gene Nmrk1, whose product is annotated as nicotinamide riboside kinase 1. Lineage: Eukaryota; Metazoa; Chordata; Mammalia; Rodentia; Muridae. Gene Ontology annotation, cellular component: cytoplasm. The coding region runs from base 371 to 958 and encodes 195 amino acids. The transcript has 9 exons. The record is from RefSeq and is a predicted model, not a curated record.